AUGAGCCUGGCCCGUGACGCGGCCACCAGUCAAGUUAACACUGUUCCAAGCGGAUCGAACCAUGGCGACUCGAUUGGCAAGUCCUAUGCGCAGGUCCAAAGAGCUGAGAGCAGUGAAGUCGAUUGCAAGCAGCUGCAGGAGGCCGAGCUAGGACAAGAAGUCCGAGGGGUAACACAGGCGGAGAAAACGCUGCGGUAA
Molecule: messenger RNA, 198 nt
Organism: Phytophthora nicotianae INRA-310
Lineage: Eukaryota; Oomycota; Peronosporomycetes; Peronosporales; Peronosporaceae
Exons: 2
Coding region: 1-198 (65 amino acids)
Source: RefSeq, a predicted model, not a curated record